Messenger RNA from Schistosoma intercalatum, 3378 nucleotides. The record is from the annotation of a GenBank genome assembly. Lineage: Eukaryota; Metazoa; Platyhelminthes; Trematoda; Strigeidida; Schistosomatidae.
AUGAGUACAAAAACAAUCCAUUCCGAUGAGUUAUGUGAUUCGUCAUCUAUUAAUGGGUUGGUAAUAGAUGCCCCUAGAAAAUUCGGAUGUUCUCUUCAAAACAUCAAAAAUCUAGAAGAAGACUUGAUUGAUACUUUUAAUGAGUUUGAUUCAAAUGAGCAUGUAAAACUUGAAAACCUAAUGUGUUCAGGAAAAAAUCCCUCAACAGAGUCUUUGUAUCUUGAAGAACUGUUAAAGGCAUUAGAAAAAGCCGGCUUAAAGUACGAAGAUUAUUUAAAGACUAUGGAUGAUUUGCAAAACGAAAAUGAACCUGGGGAAGAUAAUCAGAAAGAUAUGGAGUUGGACGAAUAUAUUUUAGAAGCUACUUCCAAUCCCUCUAGGAAGUCAUGCAAUAAAGAUAUUCUGGACGUUCAUCAGAAUACACUCCCAGUACAACCAUCUAUUGUGUCAGGUAAUGGCAACACAGUUAUAAAUAAUAAAUUAAAAAUCGAAAUUAUGCACCAACGAUUGAGUAAAGAAAUCAUGAAGUAUGAAAAGGCUAAAUUGGAAAAUUAUAUUGAUACUUUAGAGAAUGCAAAACUAUGGAUAAACAAAACCAAUCCUCCUUUAAAUGAAAUUUGUCUUAGUUCAAAAGAAAAUGAUUUGAGCAAUCAACUCAAUGAUGACAAUCAAGUUGAUAAUUCAAUGAAUCUGGACAAGUUUCCUGAUUUGGAAUCUGAAGAAGCAUAUCUCAAUAAUCGUUUAAAAGAAUUAGAAAAUGAAAUGAAAUCUGAACUAGAACAUUUGAAACAAAUUCAACAAAUUAAAAGUGACUCCUUUACAGCUAAUUCAAAUUAUCAACUACAUUGUUGGCGAUCUUUGUUGAAUAUUGAACAAAUAAACCUAACCGCAAGAUAUUUUAAUGAUGAAUAUAAAGUAAGACCUCAGUCUGCUGUUGAGCGACAUUCAAAUUCCGGAAAACUUUGUGAUAGAACUAAGUUACUUGAAAGAAAUCUCGGCUAUUAUUUUGGUUUACGUGAUGAGGCGAGAACAAGCUGUUGGGGAGAUGGUUGUGAAUGUGACAGUUGUUUACAGAAAAAAACUGAGACAGUUGUCACUAAUACAGAAAACUAUUCAAGGUGUAAAGUCGAAGAGUUUGGCAGACUAUCGGUUGUUGAAGUUUCUGCCAAUGCUGCCAACUUCACUGUCCCAACUAAACCGACCGAAGAUGAUAAGGCUUCUCGUCCUGGUACCUCAAGUUCUUUGAAACUCCAGCUAGCCUAUGGUGUUGGUGAGACAUGUCACUCACCGUCUUUGGAGUUAAGUGACUUAAAAGAAUUGGGUAUGGAGUCUGUGACUAAUCAAUGUCCUGCUGUGGCGAUUGGUUCGUCUACAUUUCAAAAUGUUUGUGAUGAAGUUGAUAGGUCAGUUGUAGAAGUAUCUAAUAUUACUGGCAAUCACUAUGUUAAAACUGAGCAAACUGGUGAGAAAGCAGUUUGUUUUCUUGAUCCUCUGGCUGCAGCAGCAAUAGCGUUGUCUGAUGACAAUGAUUCAACCUAUGAAUUCACAUCUAUGACAUCUUGGGCUGCUCAAACAUUGCAUGAAAAUGCGAAAAAUGAUGUCAUUUCAAUACCGGAGAUUUCCUUAUCUGGAUCAGAAAACUGCAACAGCAACUUUUCGAGGUUGAACAAGUCUUUACAGAUUGAACAAAGUGAAGAAUCGACUCAAACAACUAAUCUAAUGGAAUAUAUUCAUAAACAAAUUAUUCAUUUAACAUCACGUAAUACUAAUCUUAAAACACAACCAUCUAUUGUUACGAAUGACUUAAGCUGUCAAGCAGUCUGUCUCAACUUUUUCAAUGUUAAAUUUGAAAUAACAAAUUUCAGUAGUAUUUCAACAUACUUCACUUUUUUAAAGUUUCUAAUAAUAAAUGAAUGUGAUCUGAAAUCAAAUGAUCUUAAAGGUAUAACUCAACUAAAUAAUCUGGAAUUUUUAGAUGCAAGUAGAAAUAAUCUUAAUGGUAUGAACCUAAAUGAAAUGAAUUUAUCCAAAUUAACUAUAUUGAAAUUAGCUCAUAAUAAAAUGACAAAACUUUCAGAUAUAAUGGGAUACUUUCCUAAUCUUUUAAUGUUAGAUAUUUCAUCGAAUUAUAUUACAAAUUUGGAUAUACAAAAAUUGGUCAUUUCAUUUCCUAAACUUUAUCAACUUACGGCAACAAGUAAUCUUAUCACAAAUAUACAAAUAAAACCUUCAAAUACAAAAUGGACUAAUGAAAAUCUUAAUUUGUUAGAUUUAUCCGACAAUGAAUUAACUGUUAUUGAUGAAGACUUAACAUCUCUGUUAAAUAUCACUAGGUUACAAUUAUCUUCAAAUACUUUAAAUAAGCCAUUUGAAACUGGAUUUUAUGGCGCUACAUUACAAGAAUUGGUCUUAGAUCAUAACAAUUUAACCUCAAUAAACUGGUUAAGUGAAAGUUGGUUACCAAAUCUCAUUUAUUUGGAUGUAAGCAAUAACAGGAUAAUUGAUUUACCUAUGCUGCCGUUUCCAUUAUUACAAAAGCUUAUAAUCAGUCAUAAUUUGAUAAAUGAAAUUGAGUCUCUCUUCAGAGGAACAAAGGUUUUACCACGUAAUUGUAUGUUAGAUAUCCGGUGUAAUCCUUGUACACUGCGUUUGAAUUUUACGGAAACUAUCAAAGAAAAGUUUCCAAACACAAUAAGCACUUCUAAUCAAGAUAGUGUUUUGACAAGGACAAUAUUUCAAAAUCAUGAAUUCCAAGCUACUGUUUUCAGUGAAAGUAUUUGUCAGUGUUCACAAUGUAUUCGUUUGAGAAUGUCAUGUGAGCAAUACUACAAAGAAUAUCAAAAAUGCGCAAACUGUCUGGACUUAACAUUUAAACGUAUCAACGAUGCAGUUACGAAUCAUGAAUUACUGUGUCUUGAUAAGCCAAUUUCAAAUAGUCAUGUAUUAUGUCACUUAAAUUCGAACAAUAAUCUUCACCUGAAAAAUCAGCUUGUUCAUUUUAAUAAUCAAAAUAUUAUACUCAAUAUUUUUUCAAAAGAAAACCAAUGCUCACAAAUAUAUCACUAUAUAGAUCUAAUUGAAGAGAUAACCGUAUUGAAGAGAAAGCAAAUUGAUUUAUUGAAAGUUCUUCAAAUUAAAAUAAUUGAAGCCAUGUCAUAUGCUGUGUAUGGAAUUGAUAACAAUAUCUGUUACGUCAUUAAACAUAAACUUUCUAUGUCUUUACCGUUAAACAUAAUAUUUUACGAAGAUUUUUCUUUUAAUGUACAGUUUCGUUGUUAUGUGAUUUUCAAAUUGUUUUCAAAACAUAUGACGGACAACAAAAAUAAAAAAUACUUUCUACAUGGAAGCAUUCAUAGUUCUGAAAUUUCUUUCUUUUAA